AUGGUGGAUGAUGACGAUCUACUGAUGAAUGGAGGCUGUUUCCAUGGUUAUGGGCUUCAACUGAUGAGACCAAAAUUGAGGUUGAAAAGCAGUCUUUAUGCUAUUGACAUGUACAUCAGACACGCUCCAUGCUUGUCACAGAGCAAGUAUCUUCUGCCCGAGGUGAGGCAUUCUGAGAUGCAUAAGUUAUGUAUUGUUAUUGAUCUAGAUGAGACGCUUGUACAUAGCUCUUUUAAGCCUGUAAGUAAUGCAGAUUUUGUUGUCCCGGUAGAAAUUGAUGGAACAGUACAUCAGGUUUAUGUUCUGAAAAGGCCAUUUGUGGAUGAGUUUUUACAGAAAAUGGGUGAAUUAUUUGAGUGUGUUCUAUUUACAGCUAGUCUUUCAAAGUAUGCAGACCCUGUUGCCGACCUGCUUGAUAAGUGGGGUGUUUUCAGGGCUAGGUUAUUCAGGGACUCGUGUGUAUUUCACAGAGGUAAUUAUGUUAAGGACCUUGGUCGACUUGGACGGGAUUUAAAAAAAAUUGUCAUUGUAGAUAAUUCUCCAGCUUCUUACAUCUUCCACCCAGACAAUGCAGUGCCUGUAGCUUCAUGGUUCGAUGACAUGUCUGAUACGGAACUGCUAGAUCUUAUACCAUUUUUAGAAAGUUUAGCGAAAGUUGACGACGUGCAUACAGUACUUCACAACCAGCAGAACAUGAAUGGCCCGUUAUGUAUAUCAUCCAAUAAUACAACACAACUUAAUUCUGUAAACUCAUAGCCUACCACUUCCUGUCUGUAUUAUCACUGUAGCUAACUGUACUCCGAAAUAGUAUGAAAAUGUACAUGUACAUGUACAUGUACUGCUUUUGGGACUCGUGCUUUCCAACCAUCAAGAUCCUUCAGAAAAUUUGAACUUUGACCUCAUAAUGCGAACUAUCAGGUUCAAAUUAC
Molecule: messenger RNA, 929 nt
Organism: Saccoglossus kowalevskii
Lineage: Eukaryota; Metazoa; Hemichordata; Enteropneusta; Harrimaniidae
Product: carboxy-terminal domain RNA polymerase II polypeptide A small phosphatase 1-like
Molecular function (GO): RNA polymerase II CTD heptapeptide repeat phosphatase activity
Source: RefSeq, a predicted model, not a curated record